Messenger RNA from Enterobius vermicularis (human pinworm), 1332 nucleotides. The record is from the annotation of a GenBank genome assembly. NCBI's taxonomy places the organism in Eukaryota, Metazoa, Nematoda, Chromadorea, Rhabditida, Oxyuridae.
AUGCUGGACCUAAAAACUCUUGAAAAAAUGCAUCAACAACGCUGUGGAAAUCCAGAUGUUGGUGACAUUGAAAUCCAAAAAAGAAGCAAAGAUGUUCGUAGAAGGAACAAACGCUAUGUUCUUGAAGGAUCAUUUUGGAGUGGUAGCAAUAUAACAUACAGAAUUAUUCGUUAUACAACUUCAAUGAACAGACACAGAGUACGGUAUAUACUCAAAAAAGCUUUUAAAGUUUGGGCUGAAUAUUCAAAUCUUAAUUUUAUUCACAGAGCUAGAGGCCGACCACAUAUCGAAAUAUCCUUCUUAAAGGGUCCGCAUGGUGAUGACGAGCCCUUUGACGGACAAGGUCAGAUUCUGGCACAUGCAUUUUUCCCUCGUUUUGGAGGAGAAAUUCAUUUCGACGACGAUGAAUGGUGGAGUCCUGUAAAAUAUUCGCGGCAUAUUAUGUACGCAUACGACAUCCCUCAAGUUCCUCCCGCUAUUCAGCAUACAACUUUAGCACAAGGGAUUGACUUCUAUGCAGUAGCCGUACACGAAAUUGGUCAUGCACUAGGAUUAAAACAUUCUGAGAACCAUCGUGCAAUAAUGGCUCCAUUUUAUCAAACUUACAAGGGAGACACGAUUCAUUUGCACAGAGAUGACAUUCGUGCAAUAAAUCAUUUGUACGGGACAUGGGAUAACAAAGGAGCGAAUCUUGAAGAAGAGAAGGAUGAAUUACCAAACAUCUGCACAGACGCUACUAUUGAUGCAAUAACCAUUCUUGGAAACCAAACAGCUUACGUAUUCAAAGGCCUCUACUACUGGCGGCUCAACAAACAUGCAACUGAAAAAGGAUAUCCAAGAAUGAUUGCAGAUGACUGGAACGGAAUCACCGGUCCCAUUGAUGCAGCUGUAACUGAUCGGGAUGGUGAUACAUUCCUAUUUGAGGGGCCGAAGUACUGGGUUUUGGACAAAAAUGGACAACUUCGAGGCGGGUAUCCUAAACUGAUAUCAAAAGGCCUCAAAGACAUGCCGUCAUAUAUUGAUGCAGCAAUGAUGUGGGCUUAUGACUACCAGCCGUAUUUUUUCCGAAGCGACAAAUACUGGAGAUAUUCAAGGCGUGGAAUGCCCAGAAACUAUCCGAAGUCAGUGAAAUCUAUAUUCAAAGGAUUCAAGAGACAGCCAGAUAGGAUAGAUGCAGCAGUUCAAUGGUACGACGGAAGGUCAUAUGUUUUUGCAGGUCAAGAGUACUACAGAUUAAAUGAAUGGAAGGUACUGCGUGCAGCUCACACUUACCCAAGAGAAACAGCCAACUGGUGGUUCGGAUGCGAUGGUCUUAAGCAUGUUCAAAAAUAA